Messenger RNA from Dreissena polymorpha, 3483 nucleotides. Its product is annotated as toll-like receptor 4. Gene Ontology annotation, cellular component: membrane. The coding region runs from base 257 to 3049 and encodes 930 amino acids. Gene Ontology annotation, molecular function: transmembrane signaling receptor activity; protein binding. The transcript has 2 exons. Lineage: Eukaryota; Metazoa; Mollusca; Bivalvia; Myida; Dreissenidae. Gene Ontology annotation, biological process: toll-like receptor signaling pathway; immune response. The record is from RefSeq and is a predicted model, not a curated record.
UUUGUCUCGCAGAGUCGGGUUUGAUACAUUUAUGAUAUGACAAGAUAAGCUUCACUACAAAGCUAUGCCUUGUAAUGAACUAGGAAGCAUAAUUCGCGUGAAAAUCUCAGUAUAUUGAGGAAGAAUUAUUCGAAUGACGGACUCGGUUUAUUUAGAAACACAACUAAUUCACACUUAAGAAAGAAAGUUUAAUAACGUUAAAUUUUAAGUUUGUUAGUGUUGUUUUUUUAACUUUUGUGGAAUUAAGAGGCUUGAGAUGCCGGGAGCGCACAUUCUUUUUCUUUUUAACCUUGCGUACUGCGGUGUCUCAUUUGCAAUCCACAGCUUCGAAGAAUGCAAUACCACGGGGCCACGAAAUGGUACGCUAUCCACAUGUGGAAAAAAUACAACAAUUGCCAAAUGCUUUUACGAUCUCAAUAUUACCCACGCAUAUAAUUAUGAGAUCAACGCAUACAUCCGAUGUUCACGCCUGAAUCUAUCAUGUAUACCCGACAAAUAUGAAUUCUAUACCACAAUAAAUACCACAACGCUGAAUGGGAAAGCUUGCGGCUUAGACCUGAGCCACAACCUGUUCGAAGCUCUUCCCAACAACGCAUUUCACGACACAACCAAUUUGACUUUUAGCAAUUUACUAAACUUGCAUUUAAAUGAAAAUCGACUGCGUUUCUUGUCUUCGAAUGCAUUUAAUGGAUUAAUACAUUUGGAGUAUCUGAACUUGACUGGAAACUGCCUGGAAUGGAAAAGCAGUUUUCAGUACGGCGUGUUUAAUGCAUUGAAAUCAAUUCAAGUCAUCAAUCUGAAAAGAAAUAGGUUCAACAAUUUCACGGACUUAGAUAUAGAGCUUCAAAACCUGACAAGCCUGACUAUGCUGUACAUAAAUCCUUCAAACAUCACUGGGAACUUAACGUUUGGACCUGGCUUCCUGAAUCUUAAGAAUCUGACAAUAAUCAGUUUGGCUGGUUUCAGAAAUAACGACUGCUCGGUUAACCAAAUCCCAGAAGGUAUAUUUGAAAACACCGUGAAUGUUAAAAAUAUUUCACUUAGAGAGUGUAAUAUCAUCGACGUACAUGUGAAAGCUUUUUUUCCUUUAAAGGCCACUUUGGAAGAACUUGAUAUGUCGUACAACAGGCAACUGAAUUUCACAGGAUUAAAUAAGGCACUCGAGGGCCUGAAGUUUUCUUCUGUUUUGAAAACACUGCGAGCCACGAAGAUUUACAGCGAAUUAGGACUUGGUAUCGAGUUCCAGGCAGACUAUUUGAAAACCAUAAAAACGCUACAAAAUAUAGAAACACUAAACAUAGAUCUUAAUAAAAUAGAAGUUAUGAACGACGCAGUAUUUUAUCCAGAAUCACAAUGGCCACCUUCUUUGCGAAACCUCACACUAGCUGGGAAUAGAUUAACAGCUGGAGAAUAUAUGACAUACGGUUUCAUGGCAGAAAAUAUAACGAAUCUAGAUAUGUCAAGACAACAUCUUAAUUAUGACCCCUUUGCAGAAUACGGUCGGAUGGAUGGAACAUUUGACGAAAAGCACGCUCUUCGCCGUGAAGUCAGGAAUUCACAAAACACUAAUACAAAUACGUUUAUUAUUUUUUUUAGAAAUACUACAGAUUGGUGGUUUGUUUUCAUGACGAAUCCCGAGGUAUUCAAUGAAACUUGCGAAUGUGAUGUCAAUAUAUCUAAGAGUCUAGUGUGCCUGCCGAAAAAUAUGGGAACAUUAAAAUGGAGAGAAAGUUUCAUAUAUUCAACGAUCUCACCGGCUUUAAUCUGUGGCGCUUCUCGUUUGAAAAAUUUGGACAUCUCUUUUAACCUCUUUAUCACCUGGCAAGGCCCAGUGUUGGGUCUCGCCAACCUAGAAUCACUUGACCUCUCAGAAAACUACGCUAAAGAAUUGAAAAAGGAGUUCUUUUUGGGGUUUCCAAAUCUCUUACACUUGAAUAUAUCGGGAAAUAUGUUAGGUAGAUGCUUCAGUCCUGCGGUUAACAACGAGUCGCAUUUACUCUUUGCCAAUCUAAAUAGUAUGCGGUCGAUUGACAUGUCGUUAUUAAAAAUCUUUGACUUACCAGAUUCAUUGUUUAGAAACAUGUCACAGCUGGAAAAAUUGAACCUCAGCAACAAUUAUUUAACAACCUGGACAACAGAUCUCCAAAGCCAAUGUCUUUAUCAUCUAGAUGUUUCUGGAAAUAAGUUAGCGACGCUACCUGAAAAUCUCACAACGUAUCUCGAGACUCUCACCACAAACAACUGUAACCAAGGUCGAAAUGUGACGCUCGUUCUUAGCUAUAACCCACUAGAAUGUUCCUCCUGUGAUAAACUUCCGUUUUUAAAGUGGGUUCUCGAUACCAAGGUGAAUGUACACAGAGAACAACACGAAUUUUGUUUAUUUGAAGGGGGUAAACAGCCUUUGAGUACUAGAGCGGACUUCAGAAAGGCUAUAGACAGACUUUCGUCAUACUGCUCCGACAGAUCAUGGCAAAGUUGGGUUAUAGGUAGUGCGAGUGCUAUAUUUGGAGUUUUUUGUACAGCAUGCUUUGGUACAGUUGUAUACAAAAACCGAUGGAAACUGAGAUACAUGUAUUAUAACAGAAAACGCAGACAUACUAUUAAAGGAUUUGAGCAUCUUUUCUCUAAUGACGCAAUUAUUUCGUAUGCAAAGGGAAGAGCUAGUUUCAUCAAAAACAAAGUGGUACCCGCUUUAGAAAAAAACCAUGGACUUAAAUUGUGGUUGGUUGAUCGCGACAGCAUGCCGGGGGUAUCGGUAGCUGAAGAUGUUGUUCACGCCAUCUACUCCAGCAGAAAGACUGUUCUUUUCAUCGACGAUGAAUAUCUGACCAGUUCCUGGUGCGAUUAUGAUAUGAACAUGGCUCGUAUUGAGUCCUUAGAGUCCAAAAGGGACUUGAUCAUUGUGGUAUUGAUGGAAAAAUUGCAACUGGAAUAUCUUCCGUUGAAGGUUAUGAGAUUCCUUCGAAAUGAACGUUCACUCGAGUACCCAGAUGACGAUCAAUAUCUAGAGACAUUCUGGACAAAUCUUGCAUUUGAAAUUAAUAGUUAAACCCAACUUGUUUACCAACACUCUGGAUUAUUUGCCAAUCAAAUAUACUCUAAUUAAAAAAACAACAUUGAGGUAACUUUCUAAACGUGCAAGACACUACGUAAGAUUCGUACAAAGGCUAUGCUCAAUCAUGCAAGGAGGCAAUUUUUUACCUCUUCUUGAGGGAACUGAACUGCGGAGCCAAUUUUGAAACAGUGUGCAAAAAUUUUAGUAGGUGGUGAACACUUCGAGGAUUUUUGACCAUGACUGAUUGCGUUCUGAGAGACUGUAUACUGUCUUGGUUUAGUGGUGUAUAUAUAUAUAUAUUGUUUAAAGACAUUUCAUUUCAUCACAUUUGUAUGACCAUCUUUGUACAUAUAUACGUAUGCCAAGUGCUUUUGCUGUUUAAUCAUAUAAGCUGAGUGCAGGAUUGUAAAUAAACUGUAGCAAGUGUG